AUGGGUCGAAUAAUUCGUAUUGGAGAUUCGUCUUCUACGCGCCGCGUGAUUUCAUAUGAAGAUGUGAAAUCGUUUGGGCCACUUGUCGGGGAUAGUAAUCCUAUCCACGUCGACGCAGCUGCAGCGAAAGCCGCUGGGUUCCCGUCUCCUGUGGUUUAUGGAAUGCUGGCCGGCUCUCUCUUUUCAGGAAUCUUGGGCUCCGAGCUUCCCGGUCCGCAAUCCAUUUAUUUGAGCCAGACACUGCGCUUCGUGGCGCCUAUACUCGUUGGAGAUGAAGUGGAGGCGCGUGUCACAGUAACCCAGUUUAAGAAGAGCAAGUUCCUCAUAGCAUUUCGCACAACAGUGACCCGCAUAGAGUCUGAGACAAAGAAAGAGACGCUCUGUAUCGAAGGGACAGCAGUGGGGAUGAACAAAACAGUUACAUUUGAGGGUGAUAGUGAGUGGAAUAUGCCGCGCGUGGAGUGA
Trypanosoma grayi is the source of this 465-nucleotide messenger RNA. RefSeq names its product maoC-like dehydratase. Lineage: Eukaryota; Euglenozoa; Kinetoplastea; Trypanosomatida; Trypanosomatidae. The record is from RefSeq and is a predicted model, not a curated record. The transcript has a single exon. The coding region runs from base 1 to 465 and encodes 154 amino acids.